Archocentrus centrarchus (flier cichlid) is the source of this 2285-nucleotide messenger RNA. RefSeq names its product gamma-glutamyltransferase 1a (gene ggt1a). Gene Ontology annotation, cellular component: plasma membrane. Gene Ontology annotation, molecular function: glutathione gamma-glutamate hydrolase. Gene Ontology annotation, biological process: glutathione catabolic process; peptide modification; regulation of inflammatory response. NCBI's taxonomy places the organism in Eukaryota, Metazoa, Chordata, Actinopteri, Cichliformes, Cichlidae. Bases 31 to 1755 code for a protein of 574 amino acids. The transcript has 13 exons. The record is from RefSeq and is a predicted model, not a curated record.
GAUUUCUCUGGUCAACCUCAAUACAGAGAAAUGGUUGGGAAGUCCCUGAUUGCUGGUCUGGUGGUCCUUGUGGUGGCUGCAGUGAGCCUGUUCCUGGGGGUGUUCAUGGGUUUGGGGAAGAAAAACACACCUCUCACUUCAGACCACUUCUACUCAAAGGCCGCCGUGGCUGCUGAUGCUGGAAAGUGUUCAGAAGUGGGGAGGGACAUUCUGAAGAAAAAUGGCUCUGCUGUGGAUGCUUCCAUUGCUGCCUUGCUGUGUGUUGGCCUUUUGAACGCUCACAGCAUGGGCAUCGGAGGAGGGCUCUUCUUUGUCAUCUAUAACGCUUCCACAGGGAAGGUGGAAACCAUCGAUGCGAGGGAGACCGCACCCAUGAAUGCCACUGAAGACAUGUUUGGCAACAACACCAAGCUUUCUCGUACAGGUGGACUGUCCAUAGCCAUUCCAGGAGAGAUCCGUGGUUAUGAGAUGGCACACAAAAGGCAUGGACGGCUGCCAUGGAAGGAGCUGUUUGAGCCCAGCAUUGCCUUGGCUCGUGAUGGAUUUCCAAUUGGAAAAGCCUUGGCUCAUGCAAUCUUCAAAAGCAAGGAUUCCAUUCAAGGAGACGCCAACAUGUGUGAGGUGUUUUGUGACUCUCAGAAAAAAAUCCUGAAGGAAAACGAUAUUGUUAGAUUUCCAAAGCUGGCUGACACAUACCAAAGAAUAGCAGAAGAGGGGCCUGAUGUGUUUUAUAACGGGACAAUGGCACAGAGCAUCGUUGAGGACAUCCAGGCGGCAGGUGGUAUCAUCACCCUGGAUGAUUUGCUGGAGUACCAGCCCGUGCUGAAUGAGAACCCUCUGAGGCUGAAUGUUGGGGAAUACACCAUACAUGUCCCAGAUGCCCCCUCCAGUGGCCCUGUGCUGGCACUUAUACUCAACAUAGUGGAUGGGUACAACUUCACAGACACAAGCGUCUCCACAGCGGAGAAAAAAACUCUGACGUACCAUCGCAUCGUGGAGGCUUUUCGUUUUGCUUACGCCAAGAGGAGCAGACUGGGAGACCCUCGGUAUCUCAACAUUACUGAUCUAAUCCAAAACAUGACCUCAGACUACUUUGCCGAUGGCAUAAGGAGCAAAAUUACAGAUGACACGACCCACCCAGACAGCUACUAUGAGCCUGACUAUUUUGUUCCAGACAACCACGGGACAGCUCAUCUGUCAGUCAUUGCUGAGGAUGGAAGUGCUGUGGCAGCAACCAGCACCAUCAAUCUAUACUUUGGGUCAAAAGUCAUGUCUCGAUCUACUGGGAUCAUUUUUAAUGAUGAAAUGGACGACUUCAGCUCUCCAUUCAUGACCAAUGGGUUUGGAAUCCCUCCCUCACCCAACAACUUCAUUCAACCAGGCAAGAGGCCGCUGUCUUCCAUGUGUCCUACUAUCAUCUUUGACAAAGAAAACCAAGUGAAAAUGGUUGUAGGAGCGUCCGGGGGUACAAAAAUCACCACAGCAACAGCAUUAGUCAUCCUGAACUCCUUGUUUUUCAACUAUGACCUAAAGAAGGCCGUGACUGAGCCACGACUUCACAAUCAGCUUAACCCAAAUAUGACAGUGGUGGAGCAGGGCUUUGAAAAGAGUGUCCUGGAGGGUCUGGCCCAGAAGAACCAUGUAACGCAGCUGCUGAGGACUCCAGACUCUGUGGUCCAGGCCGUGGUGCGGCAGGGAGAGCGUCUCUGUGCAGAGUCUGACCCCAGGAAAGGAGGCUACCCGGCGGGAUACUGAGCAUCCCUUCAGUUCCUUCUCAGCUGCCUUCAGCGAGGACGGUCUCCUCAAAGACACUCGGACAGAACCACAAUGAAACAGUGUCUGCACUGAAGACUUAAGCAAUAUUUAAGCUAAGGAGACACAGCCACUGCGCCUUCUCUGAGAUUUUCUUUUAAUCAAACAUGGAAAUUGACUCCACUUCAAUACCUCUUUUACUCAAUUAUUUAAGAUUACUUUAUCUUUUUUGGGGGCAUUACUUUUGUGUUCUGAAGUAAAAUGAGAGGUUGUAUCUAGUUUGACUCUUGUAUCAUCACUACUGGAUACUGGUCAGGAGGGUUGUGUUUUGAGGACUGAAGCAGAAACCAUUUGAACAUUAAAUUGAGGUCAUGUAUGACAUCACUAUUAUAAACAUCCAAAUAUAUACCAACAUUGGUAAUGUCAUUAAGAAAUGUUCACAGGUUUCAACAUCAAGUUGUAGGUUGUCCAUGUAGUAAUUUCAUUUCUUUUCUAAGGAAAAACUGUUAAUAACUGGACAAUUUGUCUGAAAA